CCUCGCGGCGCGGGAGCCCGCGGGUGCGUUUCGAGGACGGGGCCGUGUUCCUGGCCGCGUGCUCCAGCGGGGACACGGACGAGGUGAGGAGGCUCCUGGCGCGGGGCGCGGACGUGAAUACGGUCAACGUGGACGGCCUGACUGCCCUGCACCAGGCCUGUAUUGAUGAAAAUUUGGACAUGGUGAAGUUUCUGGUGGAGAACAGAGCCAAUGUAAACCAGCAGGACAAUGAGGGCUGGACACCCCUUCACGCAGCAGCUUCCUGUGGCUAUCUCAACAUAGCAGAGUAUUUCAUUAACCAUGGAGCCAGUGUGGGUAUUGUGAAUAGUGAAGGUGAAGUCCCCUCUGACCUUGCAGAAGAGCCUGCCAUGAAGGAUCUUCUUCUGGAGCAAGUGAAGAAGCAAGGAGUUGACCUAGAGCAGUCAAGAAAAGAAGAGGAACAACAGAUGUUGCAGGAUGCCCGCCAGUGGCUCAACAGUGGGAAAAUAGAGGAUGUGAGGCAGGCUCGCUCAGGGGCCACAGCCCUCCAUGUGGCUGCUGCCAAGGGCUACUCUGAGGUCCUCAGACUUUUAAUUCAGGCUGGCUAUGAACUCAAUGUUCAGGAUCAUGAUGGGUGGACUCCCCUCCAUGCUGCUGCACACUGGGGAGUGAAGGAGGCUUGCUCCAUCCUGGCAGAAGCACUCUGCAACAUGGAUAUCAGGAACAAACUGGGCCAGACACCAUUUGAUGUGGCCGAUGAGGGUCUUGUGGAGCACCUGGAGAUGCUCCAGAAGAAGCAGAAUGUGCUUCUGAGUGAAAAAGAGACACGGAAUAAGCUCAUUGAGUCAGACCUGAAUAGCAAGUUGCAGAGUGGACUCUUCAAGAACAAAGAGAAGAUGCUCUAUGAGGAAGAGACAUGUAAGUCCCAAGAAAUGGAGGAAGAAAACAAAGAAUCCAGCAGCUCCAGCUCAGAGGAAGAGGAAGGUGAAGAUGAAGCUUCGGAGUCAGAAACUGAGAAGGAGGCAGUAACAGAUAAAAAGCCAGAAGCCAUUGUCAACCAUUCCAACUCUGAAAGCAAGAGAAGUACCAUGGAGCAGACACCAGCACCAGCUCAGAAUACCUUCUCCACCUCUUCGGCCAGAAGAUUCUCCUCCAGCCUUUUUAACAAGCCGGAAGAGCCCAAAGAUGAAUCUCCUUCUUCAUGGAGGCUAGGACUCAGAAAAACUGGCAGCCACAACAUGCUGAGUGAGGUGGCCGGUUCCACGGAGGCCCUAAGGGACCGAGGCUCUUCCGUCUACCGCUCAUCAUCCAGCCCUCGGAUCUCCACUCUGCUGGACAGCAAGGAUAAGGACCGAGAAAACAGAAGCUAUCUUAACUCACUCGCACCCCGAAGGCUCAGCAACACAAGUGACAUUGAAGAGAAGGAGAACAGAGAAUCAGCUGUAAAUCUAGUGCGGAGCGGCUCCUAUACCCGGCAGCUAUGGAGGGAUGAAGCAAGGGGAAAUGACACUCCACAGACAAUUGCUCCUUCCACCUACGUAUCAACCUAUUUGAAAAGUGCGUCAUUUGGUAGAAGUAGUGACCCCACAAGUCCCUACAUUUCAGCCAGUCGCAAUUCAUCUGCUACCUCACCCAUUACCAUUGGUUCAUCUACCUCUCGGGGCAGCAGGUGGCAGCCUGCCUCUUCCUGCCCUGCACCAGUCAGUGCAAACACUUCUGCAUCCGUACACCAUGGCAGGACACCUUACAGAUCCCAGGCUGACUCAACAGCAGAGAAAACAGCAGACAGUGUCUCUUCUAGCACCCCGCUCUGCGUGAUCACCAACCGCCCUCCACCCAGCACUGCCAAUGGGGUUACAACUGCCACUCUGCUCUCCUCUCCUGGAACAGACUCCUCGGCGGAAGCCAGGGAGAGGAGGAGGUCAUACCUGACUCCUGUACGCGAUGAGGAAGCAGAGUCAUUGCGGAAGGCACGCUCCAGACAAGCUCGGCAGACUCGAAGGUCUACUCAGGGUGUGACCCUGACAGACCUGCAGGAAGCAGAGAGGACUUGCAGCCGGUCGAGGGCGGAGCGGCAAGCUCAGGAGCACCCAGGCCAGAAGCCCGUGGGCGCCGAGGGGCUUGAGGGGAGCACCAAGAAGCCUGAGCCCUCAGCGGCCCCAGCAAAGGGAGCUGGGGAGGGCCAGCAGCCCUGGGGCAGGAGUCUGGAUGAAGAGCCUGUCUAUCGUCGCCUGAGGUGUCCAACUCAGCCGGACAAACCCACAACACCAGUGUCUCCUUCUGCAUCCAGACCCUCUCUCUACACCAGUUCCCACCUACUACGGACAAAUAGGUCUUCAGUCCCUGAUUCUGAGAGUUCAGAGACCACCACGAACGCUGCAGUUGCAAAAGAAAUGGACAAAAAUGAGAGUGAAGAAGCAGAUUUGGAUGACCAGUCCUCUCACAGGCUGUCCAUCCGUGAGAGGAGGCGGCCCAAGGAACGACGAAGAGGCACGGGCAUCAAUUUCUGGACAAAGGAUGAAGAUGAAACUGAUGGCUCUGAAGAGGUCAGAGAAGCAUGGCAUGAAAGACUUUCUAGGUUGGAAUCGGGAGGUGGUAACCCGACAACCAGUGAUUCUUAUGGUGACCGGACCUCAGCAAGAGCCCGCCGGGAGGCCCGGGAGGCCCGUCUGGCCACCCUGACCAGCCGUGUGGAAGAAGACAGCAACAGGGACUAUAAAAAACUCUACGAGAGUGCCCUGACCGAAAACCAGAAACUGAAGACAAAACUUCAGGAGGCCCAGCUGGAGCUAGCAGAUAUAAAAUCCAAGCUCGAGAAGAUGGCCCAGCAGAAACAGGAGAAGACCUCUGACCGAUCAUCAAUGCUGGAGAUGGAGAAGCGGGAGAGGCGAGCCUUGGAGCGGAAAAUGUCGGAGAUGGAGGAAGAGAUGAAGAACCUCCACCAGCUAAAACAGAUUCAAACCUUGAAGCAGAUGAACGAGCAACUGCAGGCUGAGAACAGGGCCCUGACCCGAGUGGUGGCCCGGCUCUCGGAGCCCAUCGAGUCCUCGGAAGCCCAGGAGCUCUAGCUCCUGCCCCUCUUCUCCACCUCACUUCCCUGCUCCGCCACUCCAGGUGUUAACAGAACUGAAAUCUGACAACCAGAGGCUGAAAGAUGAAAAUGGUGCCCUCAUCAGAGUCAUCAGCAAACUGUCCAAAUAGACUGGGCUCUGGCUUUAGGAGGGAAUGCACGGCAUUUGCUGCCCACCCCUCUUCUCCAGCCACUGCCUUCCAGCCAAAAGAAGUGACUGUCUGGUGGAAGGACAGCUCCCUGAGCCGCCUCCAGUCACCUCUGCACUGUACAUGUUUUCUCCUCUCAGUGCUCCGUGCCUCCUAUACCCCAACCCCUGAGUUUAUGACAGUUUAAUUGAAGCAUGAUUGUGACCAUUCGAGCCGUGUGGAGAAGGCUUUGGGGCGUGCACCAGGCUCAGCUGUGGACCCCAACUUCUGCUGCUCUGCUGCUUGUCCACAUUGGAUUUGGUCCAGACAUGUAAGGCCUCUGCCCAAACCAGUGCCCCAUGGCCUUUUACCCUGACCCAGGCCCUCUGGUGUAGGUGAGUCUAAUGACGGCCACUCCAGGACCCUGACGGGAUGCCAAGAGAAGCAGCAGAAUAUUGGAAUAACCAUCGGAAAGCCUCUGGAGCUGUGUGCACGUCAGAUUCCAGGUGACAGCCACUGCACUGAGGGUUCUGCUAGUCUUCACCUCUCAGGAAC
Molecule: messenger RNA, 3732 nt
Organism: Ceratotherium simum simum (southern white rhinoceros)
Lineage: Eukaryota; Metazoa; Chordata; Mammalia; Perissodactyla; Rhinocerotidae
Gene: PPP1R12B
Product: protein phosphatase 1 regulatory subunit 12B
Biological process (GO): signal transduction
Cellular component (GO): Z disc; cytoplasm; A band
Molecular function (GO): protein kinase binding; enzyme inhibitor activity; phosphatase regulator activity
Source: RefSeq, a predicted model, not a curated record